Molecule: messenger RNA, 936 nt
Organism: Adineta ricciae
Lineage: Eukaryota; Metazoa; Rotifera; Eurotatoria; Adinetida; Adinetidae
Source: the annotation of a GenBank genome assembly
AUGACAACAUCUUCAAUGUCAUUUUAUACAUAUCUAACUGGUCAGAUUACGAUAUAUACUGGUUUUACUAUUCUUAUAUUUGGUGUAAUUGGUAGUCUGCUAAAUUUGAUAGUAUUUUUAAGUCUUCAAACAUUUCGAAAGAGUUCAUGUGCAUUCUAUUUAAUCUUUAUGUCAUUGGCUAACCUUCUUCAUUUACUUAUGUGGCUACCUGGUCAUAUUAUAAUUUAUGGAUUUGAAAAUGAUUGGUCAGCAACUUCAGCAUUCUUAUGUAAAAGUAGAUUUUAUUUUUUUCAACUAUGGAUCUUAAUAUCAUUUACAUCGAUAUGUCUUGCAAUGAUUGAUCAAUUUCUAAGCACUUCUUCUAAUCCUUUAUUAAAUCGAUGUUGUAACAUCAAAUUAGCUCGAAAUGUUAUCAUAGGAUCGAUUAUAGUUUGGUUUUUUCAUGGAAUUCCAUUUGCACUCUAUAUGGAUAUAAUUCCAUUGUCAUUCAACUCAAACCUAUUUAUUUGUGUAAAUACCAAUACAAUAUUUAGUAUUUAUUUCAGUUUUGGUUUUAUAUUGUUACUGAUGGGUAUUUUACCGUUAACUGUAAUGAUUAUCUUUGGUUUAUUAACAUAUUAUAAUGUUAAAACUUUAGCUUAUCGAACAGUUCCAUUAGUUCGACGUGAAUUAGAUAAACAACUAACACAAAUGGUUCUUGUUCAAGUUAUUUUCAAUUCUAUUAUUUUAUCACCUUAUAUCAUGGUAUUUAUUGCACAGUUUGAUUUACCUUCAAACGAUUUCACACAAUUUCUUUUCUUGUCCAGUGUUAAUUUACACACAUUUUAUUUUGCGAGUCCAUUUUACAUCUAUAUGUGUGUAUCAAAACGAUUUCGUCAACAAUUUAAAUAUGUAUUUUAUAAAAUCCAUUUCAAUCGAUGGAGACAGUUAACUUAA